Messenger RNA from Oryzias latipes (Japanese medaka), 1151 nucleotides. RefSeq names its product ninjurin 1 (gene ninj1). Gene Ontology annotation, cellular component: membrane. Lineage: Eukaryota; Metazoa; Chordata; Actinopteri; Beloniformes; Adrianichthyidae. Gene Ontology annotation, biological process: cell adhesion; tissue regeneration. The record is from RefSeq and is a predicted model, not a curated record.
UUUUAACGACCCGCUGGAGUAGAUCUGCGCUUUUUGUGAGCUGUGGUGGAGUGAGAAGCAUCGAUUGAGAGUGCUCCGCUCUUGUAAUACUUCCUCCAUCAGCUUGUGGUUGUUUAAAGUCCCGGUCGGUGUUGGCAGCGGACCCCCCCUCCCCACCUCGGCUCGGAUCACCGGGACUCAUAAUACAGCCUCGGUCCCCUCGGUGCCUGUGUUGGCGCGGGCAGCGCCCUGUUGGAAGUCCCGUUUCAGUCCACGCGCAGACAGGACGCGGCGUCCGUGGACAUGGAAAUGAACGGCGAUGCUGGAGAGACGGAGGUCCCGCUGCGGGAGAACCAGAGGGGCCGGUCCCGGCCCCUGAACAUGAACCAUUACGCCAAUAAGAAGAGCGCGGCGGAGAGCAUGCUGGACGUGGCUCUGCUCAUGGCGAACGCCUCACAGCUGAAGGCGGUGAUGGAACAAGGACCCGGCUUCACCUUCUACGUGCCGCUCAUCACGCUCAUCAGCAUCUCCCUCAUCCUGCAGAUCCUGGUGGGAGUUAUGCUCAUUUUCAUAGUGAAAUGGAACCUGAACGACCAAAGUACACACUACAAGCUGAACGUCAUGGAGAACGCCGCCACUGCCUUCGUCUUCAUCAUAGUGGUAGUCAACGUCUUCAUCACGGCCUUCGGGGUGCAGCGGCCCAGCACUAGUUCUUGAUUAUGCCUUUUUCACCAAGAGCCCCUGCUCGCCAGUUUGACACCUGUCACGUAGCAUGGAUUAUUCAUGCAAAUAAUAAAGAAUUUUUAUUUAUUAAAAGUAAUAAACUUUGUGUAAGUCAUAUGCAUUUAUAACUGUCUGCUGUUACAUGUUUAAUUUCUAUUUUUUUAUAUGGAGACAACCAAAGGAAACUUUCAGAAGACAUUCAGAUUUGUGUUUCUCUGAACAAAGUAUGGUGACGAACCACAGCGUUACCAUGGACACAAACGUUUACAGUGCCUUAGAUGUCCUUUUAUGCCAUCAGCUGUCUUCCUUCCUUUAAACAGUGAUUUAUAGCAUGGUUUUUGUUUGUGUGUGUUUAUCAUGAAAAAUAUUAAAGGAAUCAUUUAAUCUUUUUUGUAGAACUUUAUGAAGCAUUGUUGCUGCUGUUUAUAAAUAAAUCCAGACAAACUCCA